AUGGCUCAUUUACAGUUCGAAGAAGGCAAGAACAGACCAGGGAAACUAAGGAACAGCCAUAUCCAGGAAGCAAGUGUAAAUACACCUUCCAACACCUACUGUGACUUGUUUUGUAUUGUACUGCAUACCGCUUCAUUUGCUAUGCGGCAGAGAUCAGUUAUCGAAUUCUUGAUAAAUAAAGCCCUUGAAAAUAUCAGCAAGCCUAUAGUUCAACAAUGGCUGAAAGUGGUAGCACCAAACGACAACAAUGCUCUCCACAACUACAUAUGUUUAUCUGCUGUUGCCUAUAGACGGAAACCACGGCAUGAUGGGCUACCAAUUCUUACCUCCAUUAUCCAGCAGCUUGUCAAGCUAGGAUUUGAUGUCAACGCUCCAAACUCAUAUGGGGAAACCGCCCUGUUCCUAGCUGGAGCAAACAGUGACCUCAUCUCUGUGGAAACUCUGAUUAAAUUAGGUGCAGAUGUAAAUGCAAAGUGUUGUGUAUUGCUGGAGACAAUACUUCACCAGGCAUGUUUAUCAGAGAGACACCUGAUGAUGGAGACCCUGUUGCAAGUUCCUGGUAUAGCUGUAAGUGCACUCAAUAUGCACGGAUGGACUCCCCUUCAUUUAGCUGCUCAAAGAGGUGAUGUGUACAAAGUUAGGCGAUUACUGGAGGCUGGAGCAGAUGUGACCAUCCAAUCAAAGCGAGGAGAUACUCCUUUGUUCUUUAGCGUACAGAAGAAGGCAGGUGAUGUCAGCGACAGUGCGUUCAGUUUCAUAUUCGACUUCAUCAAAAACACCAUGGAUGCAGAGAAAGCUGAGGCCAUGUUUUUACAUGUAGACAAGAAGGGGACGCAGGGCAAUGGAAAGCGAAAAGCCAACAACAGGAACGAAUGA
This is a messenger RNA of Bolinopsis microptera, 876 nucleotides long. RefSeq names its product ankyrin repeat and SOCS box protein 2-like. The record is from RefSeq and is a predicted model, not a curated record. Gene Ontology annotation, molecular function: NF-kappaB binding. NCBI's taxonomy places the organism in Eukaryota, Metazoa, Ctenophora, Tentaculata, Lobata, Bolinopsidae. Gene Ontology annotation, cellular component: cytosol. The coding region runs from base 1 to 876 and encodes 291 amino acids. The transcript has 5 exons. Gene Ontology annotation, biological process: cellular response to tumor necrosis factor.